Encephalitozoon cuniculi GB-M1 is the source of this 1038-nucleotide messenger RNA. RefSeq names its product NADPH-adrenodoxin oxidoreductase. The record is from RefSeq and is marked provisional. Bases 1 to 1038 code for a protein of 345 amino acids. Lineage: Eukaryota; Fungi; Microsporidia; Unikaryonidae. Gene Ontology annotation, molecular function: oxidoreductase activity. The transcript has a single exon.
AUGAAGGUGUGUGUAAUCGGAGGAGGUCCUGCAGGACUGUACACAGCAGCCUCCCUACUGGCAAGAAACAUCGACGUCACACUCCACGAGAAGGAGGCUGAGGUGGGCGGGAUGUACAGGUACUCUCUGCUCCCUGCGUCCAAGAUGUCGCCAUUUGCUAAGCUGCUGGAGCACAAAAACUUUUCUCUAAAGCUGAAUUCCAAGGUCGAUCUCGGGAAGUUGAAGACAAUGGAGAAAGAGUUCGAUGCGUUUGUAAUUGCCACCGGAUCUGACGGACCAAGAAGGCUGGACAUCCCGGGAGGAGAGCACUGUGUCAGCAGCCUUGACAUAGCAAAGUCGUGGACUGGAGAAGAGCUGAGAUAUACAGUGGGAAGAAAGGUCCUGGUUGUUGGGAUGGGAGAUGUGUCGAUGGACAUUGCAAGAUUUCUUUUUGGAUGGCAAGGUCCUCAGUUUCGAUUUCCAAAGAGCAUUCUGGAGAAGGUAAAGGACGUUGAGGACGUAACCAUUACAUCCAGAAGAGGAGUCUCUGGAAGCGCAUUCACAAACUCCGGACUGAGAAGCGUACUCGAAAUCCCAGAUCUUGGCUUCCAUUGGUCGGAAGGAGGGAACACGCCUCAGAACCACAGGCCCAGACCAGAGAACUUUGAGGAGACGUCCAACUGGGCCCGGGAGCACAGAGACAGCGAGGAAAAUGGCAGAAUCAAGAAGUGGUGGGAGAGGAGAAUGGGACUUCUUGGGGCUGUCAGAAAGGGGGCUAGAAGGCUUAGACUGAUGUUCAACACCAACAUCAAGUCGAUAGAGAAAGUUGGCGCCCAAUAUAAAGUGAAAAUGGAGCAAGAUGGAGUGCAGAUCGAGGAGUGUUUCGACUCUGUAAUAUCGAGCAUAGGGUUCAAUAGGACAAAGGAGAAGGCUCCUGGAAUUGCGAAGGCAGUGUACCAUGUCGGGUGGGCCAGGCACCCGAGGGGCAAUGUAGAGAGGGCCAAGGAGGAUGCACAGGAUGUCGUAAACAAGAUAGUUCAAACAGAGAAAAUCCAAUGA